Cynara cardunculus var. scolymus (artichoke) is the source of this 2044-nucleotide messenger RNA. Its product is annotated as eukaryotic translation initiation factor 3 subunit D-like. Lineage: Eukaryota; Viridiplantae; Streptophyta; Magnoliopsida; Asterales; Asteraceae. The transcript has 2 exons. Gene Ontology annotation, molecular function: translation initiation factor activity. Gene Ontology annotation, biological process: translational initiation. Gene Ontology annotation, cellular component: eukaryotic translation initiation factor 3 complex; cytoplasm. The record is from RefSeq and is a predicted model, not a curated record. The coding region runs from base 39 to 1760 and encodes 573 amino acids.
ACACGACAGACACGAAGCAUAUACCAGAUCGGAAAACCAUGGUAGGAUUUGAAAUCGGCGACGUUCCGUUCAACCCUGACGGUUGGGGUCCACCGGAAUCCGCCACCUCUGCUGUCUCUAUCCUCAACCAUCCGGUGAAUGUUCCCUUCGCUCCUUUCUCCCGUUCCGACAAACUUGGCCGUAUUGCUGACUGGACCAGAUCCAACUAUAACAAUCCUAAUCGUUCCAACAACCGCGGCAACAACCCCGCCGACUCCGCUUUUGAUUUCACCACUGAUGAUUCUUUCGGCGGCGGUCUCAACGCUGACGAUGAUUCUACCUUCCGCCUCGUCGACGGCAAGCCUCCACCACGCCCUAAAUUCGGUCCUAAGUGGAGGUUCCAGAACAAUCGCAACCAGCUUCCACAGCGCCGUGACGAGGAGGUGGAGGCGCGUAAACGUGAAGCCGAGAAGCAAAGAGCUCGCCGUGAUCGGUUGUACCAUGCUAACCGAUCUGGAGGUAAUAACCCGAGACGCGAAGCGGCGGUUUUCAAGUCGUCCGUUGAUAUUCAACCGGAAUGGAACAUGCUUGAUCAAAUUCCUUUCUCGACAUUCACUAAACUUUCAUUCACUGUCCCUGAACCGGAAGAUUUACUUAUAUGUGGUUCACUAGAAUUUUACGAUAAAACCUACGACAGGACAACACCGAAGAACGAACGCCGAUUGGAGCGUUUCAAGAACAGGAAUUUCUUCAAAGUUACAACUACUGACGACCCAAUUAUUCGAAGGCUUGCUAAUGAAGAUCAAGCAACGGUAUUUGCGACGGAUUCUAUACUCUCGACUCUAAUGUGCGCACCUAGGUCUGUUUACUCUUGGGAUAUUGUAAUUCAACGUGUUGGAAACAAGUUGUUUUUUGAUAAACGAGAUGGAUCGCAGCUAGAUUUGCUAUCUGUUAACGAAACAUCUCAGGAGCCAUUGCCUGAGGCAAAAGAUGAUAUCAAUUCUGCUCAUUCUUUGUCUGUUGAAGCUGCUUACAUAAACCAAAACUUUUCACAGCAAGUUCUGCAAAGAGAUGGGAAAAAGGUUAGCUUUGAGGAACCUAAUCCUUUUGCCAACGAAGGAGAAGAAGUGGCCUCUGUUGGGUAUCGUUAUAGGCGGUGGAAGCUCGACAACAAUGUGUCUUUGGUGGCUAGGUGUGAGGUUCAGAGUGUUAUGGAGGUUAAUAAUCAGAAAUCUUUCUUGACUUUGAAUGCUUUGAAUGAGUUUGAUCCAAAGUAUUCAGGUGUGGAUUGGAGGAGGAAGCUGGAUACUCAACGAGGAGCAGUUUUAGCGACUGAACUGAAGAAUAAUGCUAAUAAGUUGGCAAAAUGGACCGCACAAGCAAUCUUGGCUAGUGCUGAUAUGAUGAAAUUGGGUUAUGUGACAAGGGUUCAUCCUCGUGAUCACUUUAAUCAUGUGAUAUUAGCUGUUGUUGGGUACAAGCCAAGGGAGUUUGCUGGGCAGAUCAAUUUGAAUACUUCAAAUAUGUGGGGAAUAGUGAAGGCGAUUGUGGAUUUGUGCAUGAAGUUGAAUGAAGGAAAGUAUGUGCUGGUGAAGGAUCCACAGAAGCCUCAAGUAAGGAUAUAUGAGGUUCCUGCUGAUGCGUUUGAGAAUGAUUAUGUGGAGGAGCCAUUGCCAGAGGAUGAACAGGUACAACCUCCUGUUGAAAAUGGUGAAGCUGUUGAAGAGAAAGGUGCUGCAAAUGAUGUGGAAGAAGACAAGGAAGUUAAAGUUGAAGCAUAAAAGGUUUCUAUUUGGAGUUCGAGUGGCAAAGGUUUCUUCUAUCCUGUUGGGCUUUCGCCCAAGUUUUCGCAUGAGGAUCUCAGAUUUUUGUUUGCUUUUCUUUCGUUCAUUAUCAUCAGCGUAUGUAAUGGAUUAGUUGUUUGUGAUUUUGGUGUUGUAGUAUUUUCUGGGUUUAGGAAUGGUCAAAGUUUUAAACCUUGUUGAUCUUCAUUUUUGGUGAGGAUGAUGGGUGUGUAGAAAGUCAUCUGAUUCAAUUAAAACUGAGAGCAUCUCCAAUAGUUAUG